AAUUUUAAUAGAAAUUUUUUAAAGCAAAUAAUAUUUUUUUUUAACAAAAAUUUACUUAAAUAAUCGAAAAUCCCAUAAAGCAAAUAUAAAAUAAUGUUCUCUUCAUUACGUUUAUAUAGUUCGUUAACCAGAUCGUUAAAGAAAUUUAAAACAUUUACUAAAAUAGACAACAUACAACGACGCUAUGCCUCUACCGAAGAUCCGCGUGUAACGAAAGGUUUAGUAAUUGGUGUUUACCAAAAAGAGGGCGAUAAAGAUCCUAAAUUAACUACAAGUGGUGAGAAAUUUGAUGAUCGGGUGCAGGGCAAAGUUUCAGAAUUAGUUAAAGAAUGUAAUAUCACGGGCCAAUUGGGUAGAGGGAAAGUAUUUAAUAAUAUUGAUCAAGAAUAUCGUUCGGUGGCUGUUAUCGGUUUAGGACGUGAGGGUGCUGGUUUCAAUGAAUUGGAAAUGAUCGAUGAAGGAAUGGAAAAUGCACGUGUUGCUGCCGGUGUUGGAGCACGCACCUUACAAUUGCAAGGUUGUUCUGAAGUAUUUGUCGAUUCUAUGGAAUAUCCAGAACAAGCAGCCGAAGGUAGUGCCUUAGCCAUAUGGCGUUAUAAUGAUAAUAAACAAAAGAAAAACCGAACUCUGGUGCCAAAAGUGGAGCUAUACGAUUCACCAGAUGUAGAUGCCUGGACGCGGGGACUUUUCAAAGCAGAGGCACAAAAUUUAGCCAGACGUUUAAGUGAUGCUCCCGCUAAUCAAAUGACACCCACCACCUUUGCCCAAGCCACUGUGGAUGCUUUAUGUCCAUGUGGUGUUACGGUUGAAAUACGUACCAUGGAAUGGAUUGAACAGCAACAUCUUAAUUCAUUUCUUACAAUAGCCAAGGGAUCAUGUGAACCACCAGUAUUAUUGGAAAUAAGUUAUUGUGGUACAGCGCCAGAAGAUAAACCAAUUUUGUUAUUAGGCAAAGGCAUGACUUUUAAUAGUGGAGGUAUUUGUUUGCGUCCUUGCAAAAAUAUGGAUGAAUAUCGUGGUGCUAUGGCUGGGGCAGCAGUAUGUGUGGCAGCUAUACGUGCCGCCGCUGCCUUAUCGUUACCCAUUAACAUUUCAGCUGUUAUACCUUUGUGUGAAAAUAUGCCUUCUGGUAUGGCUUGCAAGCCGGGAGAUGUUGUUACUUUGCUUAACGGCAGAACAUUGGCCAUAAGAGACACUGAUAAAGCUGGUGUUGUAUUAAUGGCAGAUCCUUUGUUAUAUGCUCAAACUACUUAUAAACCACGCUUAGUAGUUGAUAUUGCCACUUUGGGUGAGGGAGUUGUUAAAGGUUUAGGUGGUGGUGCUACGGGUAUAUUUUCAAAUUCUCAUUAUAUUUGGAAACAAUUCCAAAAGGCUGGUUCUUUGACCGGAGAUCGUAUGUGGCGUUUUCCUUUAUGGCAUUAUUACAAAAAAUUGGUUACAAAUAACAUAAGUUUCGAUAUUAGCAAUAAUGGUAUAGGACCAGCUUCUAGUUGUUUAGGUGCAGCUAUUUUACAUGAAUUCGUGCCCUGUGUCGAUUGGGCUCAUUUGGAUAUACGCGGAGUGGGCAUGUUAACACGUUUUGGUACUAUACCUUAUUUAUUAAAAGAUCGCAUGACUGGCAGACCCACCAGAACUUUAAUACAAUUUCUAUAUCAAAUGGCUUGUCCAGAUGCCCAAUCUAAGUAGUUAUUAGCUGCAGUUUGUAAACCAAUUAAUAAAAAAUCGAAAAAUGCCUGUAAAAACUGGAAUGUAUGGUGUCGUUUUAGUAAAUUGUUCCAGUGUUAUGUUGUAUUUAAUGAGAAUAUUUUGUGGUCAAAAUUUAAUUUGUUUUGUAAU
Lucilia cuprina (Australian sheep blowfly) is the source of this 1836-nucleotide messenger RNA. RefSeq names its product cytosol aminopeptidase-like. Lineage: Eukaryota; Metazoa; Arthropoda; Insecta; Diptera; Calliphoridae. Gene Ontology annotation, biological process: proteolysis. Gene Ontology annotation, molecular function: manganese ion binding; metalloaminopeptidase activity. Gene Ontology annotation, cellular component: cytoplasm. The record is from RefSeq and is a predicted model, not a curated record. The coding region runs from base 94 to 1686 and encodes 530 amino acids. The transcript is spliced from 8 exons.